CUAAUACCGUUUUGUCUUUUCUGCUGUUGGUUGUUCGUCGAAAGAUUGCUUCUGUUAAACCGUUACUUGUUCGGCUGUUGUAGGAUUGUUCGAAGUAUUUUCUAUCGCAAAAUGAUCAGGUUCAUAUUGAUACAGAAUAGAGCAGGGAAAACAAGGCUGGCGAAAUGGUACAUGCAUUUUGAUGAUGAUGAAAAACAAAAACUGAUUGAAGAAGUUCAUGCUGUGGUGACAGUUCGCGAUGCUAAGCACACAAACUUUGUCGAGUUUCGGAAUUUCAAAAUUGUGUACAGGCGAUAUGCAGGGCUCUACUUCUGCAUUUGUGUGGACGUGCAUGACAACAACCUUGCUUAUCUUGAAGCUAUACACAAUUUUGUUGAAGUUCUGAAUGAAUACUUCCACAACGUUUGUGAGCUUGAUUUGGUGUUCAACUUCUACAAAGUUUACACUGUGGUCGAUGAAAUGUUUCUUGCUGGGGAGAUACGGGAAACGAGCCAAACAAAAGUCUUGAAGCAGUUAUUGAUGUUGCAAAGCUUGGAAUAAAUUCAUUUAUGAAUCAGAACUUGUUGGAAUUCUAUAAUCACCUGGCAUUUUGUGUAAUCAUUGCCAUUCGUAUUAUAUCAUGACAUGUCCUUGGGGCAUGUCUCUUCUACUGCUUAUAAUUAUGUUAACUUAUUUACAUGCAUUUUGUUCGAAUCCUGAUAAAAAUUUUCACUUUUAUCAGUUUAUCUUAGGUGAUUAAAUUAAAAAAUAUUGGUUGAAGUUAAGAAAAUUAAGAUCUUUAAUUGACUUCCAAAUUUUUCUGUUUUUUUAUGCUCAUACUGUUGAUUUAUUAUAGCAGUUGGAAGUUUUGAUUUCUUACAGAUUGCUAUAUUUUCUAUUCAAUCAUAUUUGGUGUGCUGCUCUGGUACAUCUCAACAGGACUAUCAAUUAAAAAUCUGCAGAAUAUGAAAACAUAAAAUCAAUCUGUAAAGAUAAUGUGAGCCAGUAAUAACGAGCAGCUAUAUCACAUAUCUGCAUGACAUAAACAUUGGUGCUUUUCAUCCUUAAAAUAAAUUGGCUUGCUUAUACUUUGGCUGUCUCACCAACUGAGGUUCGGCUGUCUCAUAAUGUUGAUUAUCUCACUUUAAAAUGCCCAUUUUUUGUAUUUCAUUCCUGCUAUUAUUUGAGGAUGAUUCUCUGCAUUUUUCUGGCCAAAGUAUAGUCUAUAUUGUACCUUGUAUCAUUGUACCUGAAGUGUAAAGUCAUAUUGUAUUGGUAUUUAAUAGUGCAAUAAAAUGUAUAUACCCUCAACAAAAAUAUGUAUAUAUGAUAUAUGCUCAAGAGCCUUAAGUGACUAGGACUCUCCUUCUGUUUCCACUGGGAGGUAUUAGUUUACACCAAAUAACGGGACGAGCAUCUUUAUUGGAUAUACAAAUGGAUUUAUCGCGAUUGACUUAAACCAAGCUUCUGUCAUUUAUUUGGAUGUUUCAUCAUCCUGCAACUGCUCCUUUAUCACUCGAAUUAGGUAAUUUCCCCCAAAUUACCUAUGCUAAUUUAGUAGAUAAAGUUUGUAGUUAGACAAUAGAUUUGAGCUUAUUGAUAAAAAGGAUGCAAUCUGCUAUAUAUUUAUUGAUUUUUUCGCUUAAUUAUUGCAGUCUUUUUCGAUUCGGUAAACACAAACUCAGUAAGCAAUCCACCAUCAAUAAAAUUAGUUGUCAAUUGGCAGUUUGUUUAUCAGCAUAGCGCAGCUACAUGUCUUGCACUAACAAUAUUUCUCGAUCAUAACAAUAAAUCUAUAUAUAUGAUAGUUGUUUUCAUCUCAUUUGUUCAUCUGUUAUGUUUCCAUGUUUAG
Molecule: messenger RNA, 1831 nt
Organism: Styela clava
Lineage: Eukaryota; Metazoa; Chordata; Ascidiacea; Stolidobranchia; Styelidae
Product: AP-2 complex subunit sigma
Biological process (GO): clathrin-dependent endocytosis; intracellular protein transport
Cellular component (GO): AP-2 adaptor complex; membrane coat
Molecular function (GO): clathrin-cargo adaptor activity
Source: RefSeq, a predicted model, not a curated record